AUGCUGAUGUCCGGACGGGUUCAAGUACCGAACUGUGGUGCUAUAUUUCAAGAAACUCAGUUUGGUUGGGUCCUUAGCGGAUCGAUUCCUGAGGAACAACCUGCAGCGCUUCGAUCGUUUUGUGCGCGAGCAGAGGAAGAUAUCGAAGGACUUGUGAAGCGGUUUUGGGAAAUCGAAACAUAUUGUGAUCCGGUUCUACGGAAUCAAACGAAUGAAGAGGAAUGCCUAAACCACUUCCAAGACACACACGAGCGUACCUCAGAAGGGCGGUAUGUAGUUCAAUUACCGUUCAAUGAGUUGAAACACCAAUUAGGAAACUCGCGGAAAAUGGCAGAAAAACGUUUUCUAGCACUGGAAAGGAGACUGGAUCGGGCCCCCGCGUUGAAGGAACAGUAUAUGGCGUUUCUACGUGAAUACGAACUGCUAGGUCACAUGGAACUGAGUGAUGAUGUAAACGAUGAGAGUCAACUGGAGGGAUACUAUCUCCCUCAUCACUAUGUGUUGAAACCUAGCAGUACUACGACUAGACUCCGAGUAGUAUUCGACGGUUCUGCUGAAUCAUCUACUGGGGUUUCGAUCAACCACACACAGUUAACAGGACCAACCGUACAAAAUGAUUUGAUUAGCAUCGUGUCAAACUUUAGAGUCUACAAAUACGGAAUUACGGCGGAUAUACCGAAAAUGUAUCGCCAAGUAGAGGUACAUAGCAACGAUAGGCGAUACCAGAAAAUAUUAAAUAGAUUCAGCAACGACCAGCCGCUUCAGACGUACGUUUUGCGGACAGUUACAUAUGGAUUGGCAUCGUCUCCAUUCCUAGCCACAAUGACAUUACGACAGUUAGCUAUAGAUGAAGGACAACAAUUUCCGUUGGCUGCUAUUGCUGUGGAAAAAUCGUUCUACAUUGAUGACGUCCUAACUGGGGCACACACAUUGGAGGAGGCCCUAGAAUUAAAAGAUCAAAUUAUUAGAUUAUUGCAAAAGGGUGGCUUCAGUGUGCAUAAAAUUUGUUCCAAUUCAGAGAAUGUACUUCAGGAUAUUCCAAGGGAAAUGCAAGAAAGUAGCAUAGAUAUCGAUGAUCCGACCAUAAAUACAGUUAUCAAGACCUUAGGUGUAGCCUGGUGUCCAAGGGAAGAUUGUUUCACGUUUGUCGUUCCCAUUGAAGAAACCGUUCAAACUGAUAGGCUGACUAAAAGAAUGAUUCUCAGCCAGAUCGCGAAGAUAUUUGAUCCUUUGGGUUUCGUAGGCCCAGUGGUUACAGCAGCAAAACUAAUAAUGCGGGAACUAUGGUCGCUUAACCUAGAUUGGGAUCAGCCUGUACCAAGUGAGAUGGCGAAUUUUUGGACCGAUUUCCGAAAUCAACUUCAUUGGCUCAAUGAACUAACGAUACCUAGAUGGAUUCUUGCGAACGAAAUUCGAACUAUAGAAUUGCAUGGAUUUGCGGAUGCAUCCGAUUUGGCGUAUGGGGCUUGUUUGUAUAGCAGGCUCGUGAGAAGCGACGGCACAGCAGAACUCAAAUUAAUAUGCAGCAAAUCUAGGAUACUACCGAAGAAAAAGGGAAGUCAAAAAGAGAUAACAACACCCCGAGCGGAAUUGUUGGCAGCUCAGUUGCUGUCGAGGUUAACGGUUAAACAACUGAAGGCUCUUGAUGUCAAAUUCGAAACCAUAAUCCUCUGGAGCGACUCGCAGAUAGUUUUGUGCUGGCUCACCAAAUCGCCAGACGCUCUCGCUGUCUAUGUCGGGAACAGGGUUCGUGAAAUUCAAGAGUUAACCGAACCGUUUUUUUGGAAAUAUAUCCCUUCCAAAUUCAACCCAGCUGAUUGCUUAUCGCGAGGGGUAGAGCCGAAGAAAUUGAAAUCACACGAAUUAUGGUGGAAUGGGCCACACAUCUUAAGUCAAAUCGAAGGACAUUUCACCGAGCCAAUACCUAUCCUGGAGGAACAGCUGCCGGAGUUACGCAAAACAACGCUGAUAGCUACGUCGAACAUCCCUAGAUUGAACUUGUUCAACCGAAUCAGUCGAUAUUCCAUUAUACAACGUACAAUGGCGUACGUUGUUCGAUUUUGUGACUACAUCAAGAGCGGCAGAAAAUCUUUAACCAAAGGUUUACUUACCACAGCUGAAGUCUCACGAGCAACUACUUUGAUUAUUCGAUUGGUGCAGAAGGAAACGUUCAAUAAAGAAAUCUGCGCCUUGCAAACCGACAAAGAGUUCAAAUUUUCGACACGAAACUUAAACCCAUUUAUUGAUGAAGGAGACGGUAUAAUGCGCGUUGGAUGUAGAUUGAAGAACGCAAUCAUUCCAUACCAACAAAAACACCCAGCUUUGCUACCCAAGAAGUAUCCUAUGACGGUAGCAUUGGUAAGAUACUUACAUCGCUCGAACAUGCACAUCGGACAACGCGGUCUCUUAGCAAUUGUAAGACAACAGUAUUGGCCGUUAGAUGCAAAGAGUAUGAUCAGAAAUCUGAUACACCAGUGUAUACCAUGUUUCCGGGCGAAACCAACGAGAGCUUCUCAACUGAUGGGUAACUUGCCAGACUAUCGAGUUCAACCUUUUCCUGUAUUUGCAAAUACCGGUUUGGAUUUUGCUGGUCCCUUCCAGAUACGUUCGAAUGCAAAAUUGAGGAGUGCUCCAACUUUGAAGGGUUAUGUGUGCGUUUUCGUAUGUAUGGCAACACGCGCAUUGCAUUUAGAAGCAGUUUCUGACUUGACAACCGACGGAUUCAUGGGGGCACUGCAACGUUUUGUGAGUCGCCGUGGCCUUGUUCAUAAGCUGUAUUCGGAUAACGCCACAAACUUUGAAGGAGCAAAAAAUGAAAUGAGACGAUUGGCAUCGUUAUUCAAGGAAGAACAACACCAGAAGAAGCUCAACGAGUUCUGUACAGAACGAACAAUCGAAUGGUCCUUCAUUCCGCCACGUAGUCCACACAUGGGCGGAAUAUGGGAGGCCGGUGUGAAAUCUGUGAAAUCGCAUUUAAAAAUGGUCAUGGCUGAAAACAAACUAUCAUUCGAACAAUUGGCUACGGUUUUAGCCCAAAUUGAGGCCAUCCUAAAUUCAAGGCCACUCUCUCCAUUGUCGAACGACCCAAACGAUAUUGCAGCCAUCACACCUGCUCACUUCCUAAUCGGGAGAGAGUUUCAAGCAAUCCCUGAGCCGUCAUACCAGCAUCUCCCUCAAGGAAGAUUGUCGAAAUGGCAAUUGGUUCAAGACAUAAGGCAAAGAUUUUGGAGGGUCUGGACUCAGGACUACUUGCACGAGCUGCAGCAGCUGCAAAGAGAUUUCAAGGUUACCAAAUUCGAAGUGGGCGCCUUAGUGCUCAUUGUUGACGACAACAGCCCACCACUUCAAUGGCAGUUAGCACGUAUAAUAGAAUUACACCAAGGAAAUGACGGCCACACUCGCGUGGUUACUUUGCGUACAAAAAAUGGAACGACGAAACGGGCUAUCAAGAAAAUUUGCGUAUUACCUUUGGUCAGUGAACCAGACCACUAA
This is a messenger RNA of Armigeres subalbatus, 3492 nucleotides long. RefSeq lists its product as uncharacterized. Gene Ontology annotation, biological process: DNA integration. Gene Ontology annotation, molecular function: nucleic acid binding. NCBI's taxonomy places the organism in Eukaryota, Metazoa, Arthropoda, Insecta, Diptera, Culicidae. The record is from RefSeq and is a predicted model, not a curated record. Bases 1 to 3492 code for a protein of 1163 amino acids. The transcript has a single exon.